Messenger RNA from Penicillium odoratum, 705 nucleotides. Its product is annotated as E2 ubiquitin-conjugating protein UBC1. The transcript has 3 exons. Lineage: Eukaryota; Fungi; Ascomycota; Eurotiomycetes; Eurotiales; Aspergillaceae. The record is from RefSeq and is a predicted model, not a curated record. Gene Ontology annotation, molecular function: protein binding. Bases 1 to 705 code for a protein of 234 amino acids.
AUGGCCAGCAACCGAAUGCGUCGAAUUGGCAAGGAGUUGGCCGACAUCCACUCCGACAAAAAGUCCCAGAUUACGGCUACGCCUGUAAACGAACAAGAGGACAUUACACACUUGCGAGGCUCUUUUCCAGGCCCCCCAGGCACGCCUUAUGAGGGUGGUACAUAUAACAUUGACAUCAAAAUCCCGACCGACUACCCUUUCCGCCCUCCAGUAAUGAAGUUCGAGACCAAAGUCUGGCAUCCCAAUGUCAGCAGUCAAACAGGUGCUAUUUGUCUUGAUACUCUCUCCAGUGCUUGGUCGCCUGUGCUGACUAUCAAAUCCGCACUUCUUUCGUUGCAAUCUUUGCUCAGCACACCGGAGCCGAAGGACCCACAAGACGCCGAGGUGGCCAACAUGCUGCUGAGAAGGCCGAAGGAAUUCGAGCGUGUUGCGCGACAGUGGGCUUCGAUAUAUGCGGGCGCUCCCUCAACUGGCUUUGAGAACGGGGAUGGUCUAGAUGAGACAGAGGGAGCUGGUCACGAUAACCUGGCCCAAUACGACGGAUAUAACAAAGACCUGAUCGAUCGAUUCAGCAGCAUGGGCUUUGAUGUGGCUCGAGUCGUAUCAGCAUUUCGGGAUGUUGGAAUCGAACGGAAUGGAGGCAUGGACGGUGAGCUCUCAGAGGGUCAAAUGGGUGAUAUUACUGCCCGCCUUCUUGGAGAGUAG